This is a messenger RNA of Zingiber officinale, 1506 nucleotides long. Its product is annotated as RNA pseudouridine synthase 5-like. Bases 47 to 1225 code for a protein of 392 amino acids. The transcript is spliced from 14 exons. Lineage: Eukaryota; Viridiplantae; Streptophyta; Magnoliopsida; Zingiberales; Zingiberaceae. Gene Ontology annotation, biological process: pseudouridine synthesis. Gene Ontology annotation, molecular function: pseudouridine synthase activity; RNA binding. The record is from RefSeq and is a predicted model, not a curated record.
GUUAGGUUCCCUCCCGUCCCCGUACCCGCUGCCGUACGCCGCUUCGAUGGCUGCCGCCGGCACCGCCACCACUUCGUCUUCCCACCUGACUUCGCCGUCGUCUUUGCCGCUUUACUCUUUUGGGGUUCCCUGGCCUGAACUCAACGAAGGACUUCUGUACACUGACGUCGUCCGAUCCAGCGGCAGUGGUCUCACUACGACUCUGAUUGAGUUCUACUCCACCAAGUACAAGAAUUCGGCACCAUUGCAAGGCUGGUUUCAGAGGAUUCAGAAUGGUCAGAUAACGGUUAAUGGGGAGGUAGUUACAGAUCCUAUGUACAUGCUUAGAGAUGGUCUCCAAGUUGUUUACCAUCGUCUUCCUUGGACAGAGCCUUCCACACCAUACUUGCUUGAAGUUCUUUAUGAUGAUAAUGACAUGGUUGCUUUAAAUAAACCGUCAGGUUUGCAAGUUCUACCUGGAGGCCUUUUUCAGCAGAGAACUGUUCUAAUGCAGCUUCAAUGGAAAGAAUGGAAUUUUCUCGCAUGUAACAGUUCUAAAAGAUCAAAGUCACAAGAAACUCAUCCUGUUCCCGUACAUCGAUUGGGGAGGGGCACAUCAGGUAUAUUGCUUUGUGCUAAGACAAAACUUGCUAAGUGUCGUCUUGCGGCCUAUUUUGCUAGUGGUGCCAUAUUUGCUGGGGAUGACAGGGGUGAAAUGGAGCUUGGUAAACCACGAAACAUCUCAAAAUACUAUCGAGCAUUAGUUGGUGGUAUUAUUAAAAAAGAUGAGUUGGUAAUCAGGCAGCCCAUUGGUACAAUCAAUUAUCCAGGAGUAGCGAAGGGACUUUAUGUAGCUUCUUCAUCAGGGAAGCCAGCACUGAGCAGAAUGCAAGUUCUUGAAAGAGAUGAUCAGAGAAACCAAACUUUGGUGCAGGUUGAGAUCCAUUCUGGUCGACCACAUCAAAUUCGCAUCCAUCUUGCAUUUGUUGGCCAUCCACUUGUAGGUGAUCCUCUUUAUGACAUUGGUGGGCAACCUAAAGCUUUUGAGUCGGAGUCUAUCGGUGAUUGUUUUGCGAAUGAUGGGGGAUAUCAGAAGCCAAUGCAAGCUGUACCUGGAGAUUGUGGUUAUUACUUGCAUGCACAUAAGCUCUUCCUUGAUCAUCCAAUUACAAGUAAGAGAGUAGAAAUUGUUGCUCCACUGCCUGCCAUCCUCCAGACAGAAGCUGAGCGACAUCAAAACAUAUAAUCAGUGCAAGCAAUGAAGCCCUUGAAACAUGUCUCACUCAUUAUUGCUCUCAAUUAUUGGAAAUUUUCCAUAAGUUUUGGUCAUUACAUCAAAUGUCAAUCAUUGCUGGAGGAUGGUUAUGUAAUUUCUUUUAUGUAUAUUUGUUUAUGAGAAUUAUGACCGCUUCAUUCUCAAAUUAACCAUAUCUUUUUGUUCUAUUGAAGGAUGGCAUACCUUAUUUGAUAUUGCUCAGAAUGUCAAAACUACUUCGUCGUGGUUUUGACUUUAAACCACUAUUUAAA